ACACGCGCUCACCUUGACGCGGGUGACGCUCGGGGCCGUGCCGGAGCGGACUGGGGUAAAUGUCGGACGCUCGUGCACAGUCACGGUCCUGAAGCUCCAGACGGACAGCGGCCCCUCCGAGCGCGCGCAGCCGGACUCACAGCGUCACACAUGGGCGAGAAGCAGCAGAGCGGCCCCGGGGAGCCCCGGUACUACCGCCUCUCCGAGAUCGAGGAACAAAACUCCUUCAAGUCAACGUGGGUCAUCAUCCACAACAAAGUCUACGAUGUCACCAAGUUUCUCGAAGAGCACCCCGGGGGGGAGGAGGUGCUGAGGGAGCAGGCGGGUGGAGACGCCACCGAGAGCUUCGAGGACGUGGGACACUCGACCGACGCCCGCGAGAUGGCCAAAGACAUGAUCAUCGGAGAACUGCACCCGGACGACAGGGAGAAGCUCGCCAAACCUGCGGAUUCACUGGUGACGACUCUGCACGACGAGCCCAGUUCCUGGUCUAACUGGCUGAUUCCUCUGGUGGCGGCUGGAGCGGUGACGAUGAUGUACCGCAUGUACACCGACGAGAGCCAGUGACAUCAUCAUCAUCAUCAUCAUCAUCAUCACGCCAUCGCCAUACCGACCCCGCCCCCCCGACGCCAUCGCCGUGAUGACGUCACUUGUCUGGAACAGCCAAUCAGAUUUGAGCAUCAGGCGACAGGUUGAGCUCUAACCAAUCAGAUUAAAGCACUGUUAAUGAAAGAAAAUCACAAAAAUAAUAAAUAUUACAGAUAUAUAUUUUAUAUGUUUUUAGAGCUGGUUCAGACCUGGUUCAGACCUGGUUUAGUCCUGGUUUAGUCCUGGUUCAAACCUGGUUCAGACCUGGUUUAGUCCUGGUUUAGUCCUGGUUCAGACCUGGUUUAGUCCUAGUUUAGACCUGGUUCAGACCUGGUUCAGACCUGGUUUAGUCCUGGUUUAGUCCUGGUUCAAACCUGGUUCAGACCUGGUUUAGUCCUGGUUUAGUCCUGGUUCAGACCUGGUUUAGUCCUAGUUUAGACCUGGUUCAGACCUGGUUCAGACCUGGUUUAGUCCUGGUUUAGUCCUGGUUCAGACCUGGUUUAGUCCUAGUUUAGACCUGGUUCAGACCUGGUUCAGACCUGGUUUAGUCCUGGUUCAGACCUGGUUCAGACCUGGUUCAGACCUGGUUCAGACCUGGUUUAGACCUGGUUUAGUCCUGGUUUAGACCUGGUUUAGUCCUGGUUUAGCCCUGGUUCAGAAACGGGCUCAGUAUAAAUUGUUUUGUGUUUUUCGUGUGAUGUCAUAAUUUCAUAAUCACAGUGAUGUCGUUGACUUGAAGCAGCCAAUCACGUUUGAGCGGCGGAUGGACUGACCAAUCAGAGCAGAGCCAUGUUCGUUUAAACAUUUAUAGAUUUUAUAUUAAAUGUUGUUUUUAUUUUGUUUCAUGUGAAUCGCUUUAAAUCUGCUGCAUUCCGUUUAUUCAUGAAAAAUAAACUCAUAUUUUUCAA
Molecule: messenger RNA, 1496 nt
Organism: Boleophthalmus pectinirostris (great blue-spotted mudskipper)
Lineage: Eukaryota; Metazoa; Chordata; Actinopteri; Gobiiformes; Gobiidae
Gene: cyb5a
Product: cytochrome b5
Exons: 5
Coding region: 151-567 (138 amino acids)
Cellular component (GO): intracellular membrane-bounded organelle; membrane
Molecular function (GO): heme binding
Source: RefSeq, a predicted model, not a curated record